Aspergillus chevalieri is the source of this 1737-nucleotide messenger RNA. Its product is annotated as MFS transporter. NCBI's taxonomy places the organism in Eukaryota, Fungi, Ascomycota, Eurotiomycetes, Eurotiales, Aspergillaceae. Gene Ontology annotation, biological process: xenobiotic detoxification by transmembrane export across the plasma membrane. The transcript has 4 exons. Bases 1 to 1737 code for a protein of 578 amino acids. Gene Ontology annotation, cellular component: membrane. Gene Ontology annotation, molecular function: xenobiotic transmembrane transporter activity; fluconazole transmembrane transporter activity. The record is from RefSeq and is a predicted model, not a curated record.
AUGGCCAGCUUGAUCCAAGAUUCCAUUGCCGGACAUGCGAUUCGAUUCCUCAGCAAAGGCCGCGUUUUCAAGUAUGCCGAGGAACGCGAUCCCUCGCUUUGGAAGCAAUACACAAACAAGGAAAAGUCCAGUCGCAUGGCCUACCAUGGCCGGAUGGACUCAAUUGGCGAAGCGGACGGGAUUACGGACGGUGUGACUCCAAGGUCAAGUCGAAGUUCUAGAAUCGAGUCUAUGGGGAGGAUUCCGUCGUCGGCUUGGUCGGAUCGAGGGAAUCGUUUUCAAGGUCUGACUGGGAUGCGGAUUAAUCCGGAGGAGGGCAAGGAUAUCCAUUUGAUUGACUGGUGGGAUGAUAAAGACCAGGAGAACCCCCAGAAUUGGCCGAUGUGGAAGAAGCUUUUCGUCACCUUCGAGAUCUGCCUACUCACAUUUAGCGUCCACAUCGGAAGUGCUAUUUUCACUCCCGGAAUACCUACCGUGAUACAGGACUUUGGGGUCAGCCAGGUUGCAGCGACGCUGGGAUUGACGCUUUUUGUCGGUGGAUAUGGUCUUGGGCCAUUGUUAUGGUCGCCCAUGAGCGAGAUCCCUCAGAUUGGGAGGAAUCCGGUGUAUAUUGCAACGUUGAUUGUUUUCGUGGCGCUUCAGGUUCCGACAGCGCUGGCUGGGAACUUUGGGACGUUGCUAGCAUUUCGGUUUUUGACGGGAUUAUUUGGAUCGCCGGCACUGGCCACGGGAGGAGCGACUAUUGCCGACAUGUACAAACCAUCAAAACGAGCGUACGGGAUCGGGAUCUGGGGUCUCAGUGCCGUCUGUGGUCCCGUGCUAGGACCACUAGUAGGUGGUUUUGCUGCCCAGGCCAAACGCUGGAGAUGGACCAUCUGGGAACUGAUGUGGCUCUCUGGGUUCGCUCUUGCAAUGCUGAUUGUCUUUCUACCAGAAACAUCAUCAGCAAAUAUUCUGUACCGGCGCGCACGCCGCUUACGGAAAAUUACAGGACGCAAUAACCUGAUGAGCGAACCGGAGAUAGAAAGUGAGGGCUUAAGCAGACGAGAGAUGGCCAUGAUCAUCUUGGUCAGACCAUUCACCCUCAACUUCCUCGAACCAAUGGUCUUCCUACUCAACCUCUAUAUCGCCCUCAUCUACGGCCUGCUAUACGUCUGGUUCGAAUCGUUUGAGAUCGUUUUCGUCGGAAUAUACCACUUUAACCUAGGCCAACAAGGCUUAGCAUACAUCGGCAUCCUCGUCGGCGCCAUCAUCACCAUUCCCCCAUACUACUGGUGGAUGAACAAAUACCUCGAGCCCAAAUUCGACGAGAACGGCAACAUCCGACCAGAGGCCCGUCUCCCACCAGCCUGUUUCGGUGGAUGCUUCAUCCCCAUCUGUCUCUUCUGGUUCGGAUGGAGCGCGCGACCGGAUAUCCACUGGAUCAUGCCGAUCGUCGGAUCUGGAUUUUUCUCCGUCGGCGCGUUUCUGCUAUUCAAUUCGGUGUUGAAUUACCUGCCCGAUGCGUAUCCGACCUAUGCAGCUUCGGUGCUGGCGGGGAAUGAUCUGUUUCGGUCGGCGUUUGGUGCUGGGUUUCCGUUGUUUGCGUCGGCGAUGUAUCACAAUUUGGGGGUGGAUUGGGCGAGUUCGACAUUGGCGUUCUUGAGUAUUGUUUUUAUUCCGAUUCCGUGGGUUUUGAUGAGGUAUGGCGAGGUUCUGAGAAAGAAAUACAGCCGAUACGCCCGGAAAGACAUAUAA